Messenger RNA from Vigna umbellata (rice bean), 1433 nucleotides. It is a transcript of the gene MMDH1, whose product is annotated as Lactate/malate dehydrogenase family protein. The record is from RefSeq and is a predicted model, not a curated record. Gene Ontology annotation, biological process: tricarboxylic acid cycle; malate metabolic process. Gene Ontology annotation, molecular function: L-malate dehydrogenase (NAD+) activity. Gene Ontology annotation, cellular component: mitochondrion; cytoplasm. Lineage: Eukaryota; Viridiplantae; Streptophyta; Magnoliopsida; Fabales; Fabaceae.
CCAUAAAUUGUGACCCUUCUCGCACAAACUCUUUAUUCUUUUUUCUCUCUCGAGUUUUUUCCGAAAAGCUGAGUCUCGAAGCUAACACCAAAGAGAGAGAACAAUGGUGAAGCCAUCCAUGCUCAGAUCUCUCCACUCCGCCGCCACCCGCGGCGUCUCUCACUUGUCCCGCCGUGGCUACGCCUCUGAGCCGGGGCCGGAACGCAAGGUCGCUGUUCUCGGUGCCGCCGGUGGGAUCGGGCAGCCCCUUUCCCUUCUAAUGAAGCUUAACCCCCUCGUUUCUAGCCUCUCCCUCUACGAUAUCGCCGGAACCCCCGGCGUUGCCGCCGAUGUCAGCCACAUUAACACCAGAUCUAAGGUUGUAGGGUACCAAGGUGAGGAAGAGCUUGGCAAAGCUUUGGAGGGUGCAGAUGUUGUCAUAAUUCCUGCUGGUGUGCCCAGAAAGCCUGGAAUGACCCGGGAUGAUCUUUUUAAUAUCAAUGCUGGCAUUGUCAAGGCACUUUGUACUGCUAUUUCUAAAUACUGCCCCCAUGCCCUUGUUAACAUGAUAAGCAAUCCUGUGAACUCCACUGUUCCUAUUGCGGCUGAAGUUUUCAAGAAAGCUGGAACAUAUGAUGAGAAGAGACUAUUUGGUGUAACCACCCUUGAUGUCGUCAGGGCAAAAACUUUCUAUGCUGGGAAAGCCAAUGUUCCAGUUGAUGGUGUCAAUGUGCCUGUUGUGGGUGGCCAUGCAGGCAUUACUAUUCUACCCCUAUUUUCUCAAGCUACACCAAAAGCCAAUCUUGAUGAUGAUGUCAUCAAGGCUCUUACAAAGAGGACUCAAGAUGGAGGAACAGAAGUUGUGGAAGCUAAGGCUGGAAAGGGUUCUGCAACUCUGUCCAUGGCCUAUGCUGGUGCCCUUUUCGCUGAUGCUUGUCUCAAGGGCCUUAACGGGGUUCCAGAUGUUGUUGAGUGCUCAUUUGUGCAAUCCACUGUCACUGAACUUCCUUUCUUUGCUUCAAAGGUGAGGCUUGGGAAGAAUGGUGUGGAGGAAGUUCUGGGAUUGGGACCUCUCUCUGAUUUUGAGAAACAAGGCCUAGAGAGCCUUAAGGGUGAACUCAAAUCAUCAAUUGAGAAGGGAAUCAAAUUUGCAAACCAGUAAUUGAACAUCUCAAAGACAUGUCUGGUAGGUAACUGGAUAUUCCUAAGAACCAAAUCAAAAUUUUGCAAUCUCAGAACCAUUGUUGUAUUGUUGCCCGCAGUGGUGGCGGCCUUGUUGUUUUGUUUAGAGUAGGUAUACGCCAUGGUUUAAUAAUUUAAGUCUGAGAGCAUUUUGCCAAGGGAUUCAUCAAUCUUAAAACCAGUUUUAGGUGUUGACCAUUCAAUUAAUAAUUGUCCCUUUUAAUGUGGUUUCACAUAAUGUAAUUGCAGGGUGUUACACCUCUUUUCUUGUU